Molecule: messenger RNA, 594 nt
Organism: Pieris macdunnoughi
Lineage: Eukaryota; Metazoa; Arthropoda; Insecta; Lepidoptera; Pieridae
Source: the annotation of a GenBank genome assembly
AUGAUUCCUAGAGUGACACGAAACGUUUUUAACUUUUUUGAAGUAUUAGAAAGAAACAUUUUAAAACAUUUCUUUGGUCAUCCGCCAAAAGAGCUAGCUCUAGCAUAUGUGCACGAGAAGUCGGUACCACAGCAAAAGAGAGAUACACUCAAAGACAUAGUUGGUGAUGGAUUUCUAUUAGCAGUACCAAAAUUUAGACGAACAUUAGAGAAAAGGUUGAAAAGAAAAUAUGGAUCACCUCAGUAUGUAUGGAAAAUGCUUGUCCCCCAGACGAACAUAAAAGUCUGUCAGGAUUGUGGUCACUACCAUGAAAGGGGAAGACUAUGUGGUCACUGUUACAAAAAGGUUGAAGCUGAAACAAAAGAAAUACAAGAGAAAAUAGUAGAAAAACUAGCAAAUAAACCUAUUGAAAAUGAUGUUAUUGUCUUGUAUGAUGGUGAAAACUUACCAGAUCAGCCUAAAGAGUUUUGGCAAGGAAAAAGGAUCAUAGAAAUGAAAAAGGAAAGACCACAAUUUUUCAGUAAAAAUCUUCUGCAAAAAACUACACAGCAACCAUCUGAAUCUACUGAUGUGAAACCUACAGAUUUAGCUUAA